GCCCACGCUUCCGCUGGCGGCUCCUCUUCACAAGUCCCAUACACAAUAUUUUAUGAAGCAGCAAACAGCGCUGAUUGAAUAAGAUGGAGUGAUUUAUUUUCCUGCUUUACUCAGAAAUCUUAGGCUUCCUCCUGAUUUAACCCUGGACGUUUUAUCUUGUUUUUAAACUAAACACUGUGAUACCGUGCUUAUCAAAAAUCCCUCUAACUAAACGCUCAUGGAUAAGCUGGUUGGAUUUGUGAAGUCGCUUUUCAAACGGAAGUCAUCCCAUGGAAUACAGGAACCAAAACAACGCUCAUGGGAGGUACCCUACACUACAGAAUUCACCGUCAAUCCGGAGAACAGCUUCGCUGUCAAUAUGUUCACAGCGCUCAUAGCCCAUUCCCGCGGCAUUGACGAGAAUCUGGCGGUGUGUCCGUGCGCCAUUCAAGCUACUCUGACGGCGAUCCUCCCAAUUGUCAAUGAGCAGAUCCGCAUGGAACUCACCAAAAUAAUCUGCUCCAGCGGCCGAACGUUAGAUGCUUUACAAGCAUCACUGGAUGCAGCCAGUACUAACGGCGCUUUGAAUAUGGUUAAUGCUGUUUUCUACAGCGAUAGGUACCAGCUACUCUCAUUGCGGAAAGAAGACCUUCGCACCGUUAACGACAGCCGAUCUUGUCCAUCAGGAACGUUGUCGACCAAAAUGGAAUAUUUGGUAACGUCGCUCCAAAAUAUUCCAAAAGAAGGCAUCAACCUGUCGAAAAGUGAAGACGGUGAAGCUGUACGCGAGGCAGCACCACCGCAUCCACAACUUCAACUAGCCAGCAUCUGCCAGUUUACCGGCGCCUUUGAGCGGCCGUUGUUUCGCGGUGGACCGGGAACGUUCACCUGCCCCGGCAGUGUGCAGAAGACGGUGGAUUUUAUGUUCUGCAAGUACACGCUCGGGGUGCGUUACCACAACGUCAGCGUUACGUGUGACAACGCCGAGGAGAACGAUCCGCAGAUGAUCAUCCUCAACGUGGAGGGCCGACAGUCCAGCGUGAUGCUGCUCUUACCACCGCCGAAAAGCGGCGAGACGAUAGGUUCGCUGGAAGAGCGGCUGACGGUGGAGCGACUGCUGCGCUGGCGCGAGAAGAGCAGCGAGUUACCGCUGCACAUUCUUAUCCCGAAAUUCCGCAUCACCUGCAGUAUUGACCUGCAGCCGGUGCUCACCGCGAUGGGAAUGGGUCUGUUGUAUGAAGAGCCAACGGCAGAAAGCGUCGACCACGUGCUGCAUCCGUCAGGAAACGGCUCACCGAUCGGUGAAUUCAGACAGCAAAUUGUCUUAGACGUCAGUGAGUACGGCGUUGCGACUUCACCGUUUAGAUGGGAUCGCAUGACGCCAAUGAUUGCAGUAGCCGGUCCAGAUUUCGUGGUAGACAGACCAUUCAUAGUGAUCAUCUGGAACGAGAUCGCCAAUGUUCCUCUUCUGAUUGCACGCGUGACGGAUCCCGCUUCAUCCUUGUAUUAGUUUGCAGGCAGUAAAGUGUUAUUGUUAGUCCGAAUUUCGGAUAAACAUCUGUGCUCAUCGUGUAUUGCUUCACUAUGACCAGAAACCGCGAAAGUUUUACUGCAUUUACUACCCAGUAUGUUAUACGGUCACAAUCGUUAAAAUCAUAAGCUCUGUUUCUUUUAUUAAUUGCAUUCUACUGCGAUGCGAUCAAUACCAUUAUGCAUUCAACGAGAUGACAAGAGACACACUGCUGAUUCCAUGCAGCAGAUUGUG
Molecule: messenger RNA, 1744 nt
Organism: Paramacrobiotus metropolitanus
Lineage: Eukaryota; Metazoa; Tardigrada; Eutardigrada; Parachela; Macrobiotidae
Product: plasminogen activator inhibitor 2-like
Exons: 2
Coding region: 218-1489 (423 amino acids)
Biological process (GO): negative regulation of endopeptidase activity
Molecular function (GO): serine-type endopeptidase inhibitor activity
Source: RefSeq, a predicted model, not a curated record